Capsaspora owczarzaki ATCC 30864 is the source of this 2865-nucleotide messenger RNA. RefSeq lists its product as hypothetical. Gene Ontology annotation, cellular component: COG complex. Bases 43 to 2769 code for a protein of 908 amino acids. NCBI's taxonomy places the organism in Eukaryota, Filasterea, Ministeriida, Capsasporidae. Gene Ontology annotation, biological process: intra-Golgi vesicle-mediated transport. The transcript is spliced from 13 exons. The record is from RefSeq and is a predicted model, not a curated record.
UUGCUCUUUUGGUCGGCCUUUUUUGUUUUUGGUCUGAGACAAAUGGGAAGCGGCUUCCGUGGCGAUGAGCAGCAGACUGGCAGCGUUGGAGCUGCUGCAGUGGCGCCUGCCCACAACCACAACCACCACCCACCUGGAUCCAGCAGCACCAGCACCAACAGCAGCAGCAGCAGCACUAGCAGCACUGAGGCGGCGCGCGCUGCGGCAUCGAGCAACGGCGGUCCCAGCGAGUCUCCAUUGGCCACCUCACCAUCAUCAUCAUCGACGACGACAGCGACGAGUGCACCACAGCCGCUCCUUCCGUUUGAAGAUGUCCACGCCGCACUCGCCCAAGACGCCAUCUUGAGACCGUUCUUGCAGGACGACUUUGACACGGCGCGAUACGAAGCGGCCGUUGCCUCUGGGCUCGUCGCGGGCGCGUCGCUCGAGCGCCUCACUCAGACCAUUGAGCUGCUCGACCGCCAAGUCGAGCAUCAGGUCAUCUCGCAUCACUCGGACUUGCUUGCACAAGCGGUUGGCAUCACAAAGCUGGAAGAAAUUCUUGCCAUGCUCCGGAAUCGUAUCGAAUCGUUGCAGCAGCAUAUUGAGCGAGUUCGGAGUCGCGUUUCAGAGCCAUACCAGUUUCUUGUACAGCACACCGACCAGCUGGAACAUCUUCAGAAAUCCUGCGAUCUGCUACGGCACGUGGUCCGAUUCAUCCAACUGGCAAAGAAAUUGCGCAUUCAGUUUGAUGGAGGCAUGAAGGAAGUUGCCAAGGCUGCCCAGCUUCUGAAUGACCUGGACCUCGUCUUGGCGGGUGAGGAUUUGCGGGGAAUCGACGCAGUAGACUCUGAACUGGCAUGGAUUGGCAGUGUGCGGGUAGCUGUCGAUAAAGAAGGCUUCCUCCAACUGUCAGCAGGCCUGGAAACCCAAAAUCAAGCAGAUAUCGCGACAGCUCUCCAAGUCUUUCACAACCUCGGCCAACUUGCGGAGCGAGUCGAAACUUGCGUGUCAGGCCUGCACAAGAAUGUCGCGACCGCGCUCAAAAGCACGGUUCAUGUCGACAGUUUUGCCUCCGACCCUUCUCUGAGCUCUGGCGGGUCGUCGGCGUCGCUGCCCACCUCGCAUUCUUCCUCGACGCUAGGUGGAUUAGCCUCCGCCGUGCUUCCAGGCUCACUCAAAAGCAACACCCCAACCGCUGGUGCGUCUCCAGCUUGGCGAGCAAUCUUGUGGACGCGCUUGGACAAACUCUGUUCGACCAUCGUUUCUACCAUUUCGCAAGUGGCUCUGCUUCAGAAGGUAUUGACCAAGCGCCGCGAUCCCGUGACGCAUGCACUUUUAAUUGACGUGAUUCGGCCGUCCGACGGUCCGACCCUGAUCACAUCGUUUUGGAUCAAUGUCACGCAACUUCUCGUCGCAGAGUUUCAAUUGGCCGCCAAAAACUCUACGUUCGUCAAAAACACAUUGGAGAGCGAGUUUCCGAAACUCGUGCGCGUCGUUUCGGAGCUGUGGGAGUCGGUCUCUCCCCGGCUGACAAAUCUCACAAUGCCCUUGCCUGGAAAAAACAAGGACGGGCAACCAAACAACGCCCAAGAUCUGCUUUGGACGUGCUUAUUGCCAUUCGAGAACGCGUACUUGUCACGCAGCCUUUCCCGCAUGUUUGAUCCUGUCAAUUCGGCCUUCCCGAGUGGCUCUGUCACACCGCCGGGUCCAGACGAUAUUUCGAGCAUUCUGCGAACAAUCACCAGCGAGCUGCAAGCUGCAAACGCGGAUGGAUUCCUGGUGACUCUGGUUGGCCGGAAUGUCUCAAAAGCAAUCAAACUGCUGGCCGUCAAGUCAGAAACACUGUUUGCUACCGACCCUGAAGCCUCCCAGAUCAGUGGCCCGUGCACCUCCUCGCAGUCGCGCAACAUCACUUUGGUGAAUUUGCUCGAUCAGUUUCAGCGUGGAGUUCGGGCAAUGCCACUGCUUGCCAACGUUGCAGCCAAUCCAGCGAGCAGCUCGGCAUCUCUGGCGGCAGUUCAGAUUAUCCAAGAUGCUCUGAAGGAUGUGGGGAAACUGCUCGACAACAUUGUCGCGCCACUCUUCGAUGCCAUGUGCAUUCAUCUCGAGGCUCGUUUGCUCAAAAUGCAUGCCACAGAUUAUUCCAAAGCCGCCCCUCCGUCCGAUCGUGAUGCUCCAGCCGCCGAGUGCUCGCCAUUUGUGCACGAAUUCGCGGCCCUUGUGUCCCAUAUUUCGUCUGAAAUUCUUGCGCGAUUCAAGUGCGAAGAAGUCACCUCCGUCUUAGUGCAACGAGUGUGCUGUCGGGCAAUGACCCUGUUUGUGCGACAUGCAGCGCUUGUUCGCCCUCUGGGCGACGGUGGCAAGCUGCGUUUAACCGCAGACUUGGCACAGUUUGAAGUGGCCCUCGGACCCCUGCAAGUGCGCUGUGGAAUGCGACUGGCUGACAUGGGUCAGCCCUAUCGAGCAAUGCGAGCAUUCAGACCAAUCUUGUUCAUGGACGCGAGCCACAUUGCAAACGCAUCUGCUGUGGGCGAUGCUCUGUCGGUCUCGACUGCCUUGCAUCACCUGUUUUCGCGUGGUCCUGACGAAAUGCAGUCUCCUCAUGUCCGUGCUCAGAUGACGCCGCUCAAGUAUUCACAGUGGCUCGACACGCAUACAGAAGCAGAUGCGCUUGUCUUGAUUGGCGCCACCCUGGAGGCGUAUGCGCAGCGUGUGCGAGCCCGCGGUGACAAGCAGUUUGCACCAGUGUACCCCCUGAUGCUCGAUCUGCUUGCUCACCAGACGUGAUCAAUACAUCGUUGCCAAGCUUUGUCGGUGUUGGUGUUGAUGUUUUCAUUUAUUGUUUUCCGCAACAGAAUCUGUGCGAAUACUCUGAGUUCCACC